CAGCCUGUCAAUCACUUCACUGCGUCAGUUUCUCUUCGCAAGCAGUAUUAUCGUGUUUUAUACUUUGAUGGAUUUUUGAAUGAGAAUUAAUUGAUCUUACCUAAUAAUGGGUGCCAUAUAUAAAUUAAGGAGAUUAAUUUAAUCCUCGAAAUUACAAAUGGCUGCGGAAUCGCUUCUGAAAACGGGCAAGCAUUCGAAAUAUACAUCGUAUAGAAAAAUCUUGUAUCAUAGGUUCUUCGUCGGCCUACUCUUGUUUAUAGUGGUAUCUUUAGUGUUUACUGUGGUGUUUAAUACGUUUACUGGUAGUGCGGCGCGGAUAGAUGUGUAUCAAGCUGUGAAUUUGGACUCGACAAGUUUUGAAGUGGUUAAAAUCAGCAGUAGUGCUCUGGAGGCGCAUCCUCGUGUCUCCAACUGCACGUACUGGGACUGCGUCGAUGUCUACAGAUGUGGGAAAGGCGGACACAACAAGAUAACAAUAUACAUAUAUCCAGUAAAAGACUAUCAGACUGAAAAUGGGAAUUCUAUAUCAAGAUUUUCUAAAGAAUUUUAUAUGAUAUUAGAUACUAUAAAACGUAGUAAAUAUUACACGCCUGACCCGGAGGAGGCGUGCCUGUUAGUACCUAGCAUAGAUACUUUGAAUCAACAUAGUUUCUCAAGUAAACAUGUCGCACAAGUGCUGCAGUCUUUGCCAUAUUGGAACCACGGUGAAAACCACCUUAUAUUCAACAUGCUGCCAGGGUCCGCACCCAAUUAUAACUCCGUGGUGGACCUUAACACCAGCCGAGCCAUUAUAGCAGGAGCUGGAUUCAACACAUGGACAUUUAGAUACAAUUUUGACGUAUCAAUACCCGUGUACAGUGCUGUCGCAGAGACGAUCGACAGCACACAACCAGAACAAAAGAAGUACCUUAUAAUAUCAACGCAGCUCAAUAUACCACACGAUUAUUUAGAAGAAUUACAGAACAUUGCGUCUUCGUCCAAUGAUCUCUUGUUGUUGGACCGAUGUAAGACUGACAAAACAGAUCACAGUAAGCGGUGUGAGUACACCACGGGUAGACAGUUUGACUACCCCAACGUCCUGAAGGAUGGGAUGUUCUGUUUAGUUGUAAGAAGUGCGAGGUUGAUGCAAGCUGUGCUGAUGGAUAUUCUUGCUUCUCAGUGUAUACCAGUAGUGAUUGCGGACUCAGUAGUGAUGCCAUUUAGUUCACAUGUUGAUUGGAAUAAACUAGUACUGUUUGUACCGGAAGAUAAUAUAAAGAAUUUAGUUAAAAUUGUGCAUUCAGUGAGCAAAGAGCGCCGUGGAGAGCUCUACUGGCAGCUAAGAUGGGCAUUUGAUAGAUAUUUUGCUAGCAUAGAGAAGAUAACAUUGACUGCUUUAGAGAUAAUUAAUGAGAAAGUGUUUGCGUUGGCCGCCAGGACGUACGAAGAGUGGAACAUGCCUGAACACUUGUACGGUCCAGUGAAUCCACUCUUCUUGCCGGUGACCGCGUCUAAAGCGGCCGGCUUCACCGCGGUCAUACUGACGUACGACCGGGUAGACAGCCUGUUCGCGCUGGUGUCCAAACUGGUGCGGACGCCGAGCCUAGCCAAGAUACUAGUCGUUUGGAAUAAUCAGAAAAAGGCGCCGCCUCCUUCAUCCGAAUGGCCAGUUACAAACAAACCGUUGAAAGUGAUACGAACCAAAGAGAACAAACUGUCAAAUAGAUUUUUCCCGUACGACGAGAUUGAGACUGAGUGUCAGCUGACCAUUGAUGACGAUAUCGUCAUGUUGACACCUGAUGAGUUGGAAUUUGGUUUCGACGUGUGGCGUGAGUUCCCCGACCGGAUAGUGGGGUUUCCGUCCAGGCUGCACGUUUGGGAUAACACCACCAACUCGUGGCGAUACCACAGCGAGUGGACCAACCAGAUUUCUAUGGUGUUAACAGGCGCAGCGUUCCACCACAAGAUCUGGUCGUGGUACUACACGUACAAGAUGCCGCCGGAGAUCAGGAGCUGGGUGGACGACAACUUCAACUGCGAGGAUAUCGCCAUGAACUUCCUCGUCGCUAAUGUUACUAGGAAGGCGCCAAUUAAGGUGACGCCACGUAAAAAGUUCAAGUGUCCAGAAUGCACGAAUACAGAGAUGUUAUCGGCCGACGCGAGGCACAUGUCGCAGCGGUCGGCGUGCAUCGCUCGCUUCGCAGAAAUAUACGGCCACAUGGCCUUACAGCCCGUCGAGUUCAGAGCCGACCCGCUCCAGUACAGGGAGACUGGGUCGGGGAUACCGCACGCGUACCCUGACAUAGGCGCGUUGUAAGGUAAGGUUUUGGGGGCCCUCUUAACGAACUGUAUUGAAAUUAGGACGUUUUUGCAAGUCUUAAUGAAGAACUGUAUUCAAAUUGGAAGUGGAAGGUUACCAUUCAGUAUGUUGUAUUUAUUAUGAUGAUACGAACUAAGCUGGAUGUGUUCAGGUUUUAGUACAAUCAGCUUUUAAAGGUUUGGUGACUGUAGCAAUGUACAGUCAACCGCAUAAACUGUUCAAUGUUUACAAAAUUAACAAGGUAGUUGAUUGUGAAAUUAGAAGAGGGCCUCGAAUGUUAGAUUUAAUGGAAAGUAGGUGGUACGGACAAUAACAAAUUGAAUGAAGGCUGUAAGAGAAAUAAAAAAUGGGAUUUCGUCCCCAAUACCAGGGUAUGUAGAGUUAAACUGCCAUUAUUUCAUUAAAUUCCCCGAUACACCCCAACUUUGUACAUCUACGGUGGAAAAUCUAUUAUUUGUAAUUUGUAAGUCAAUAAUAUGCCAGCUAUCAAAUAUCCCUAUCAAAGUAGGUAUAACAAUUAUACUGAACAUUAAGUAUAUGGAACAAACAUAUUAUGUAAAAAAACAAAAAAAAAAUGAUCAAAAUGUUUUAAUUUAUGAACAAAUAUUAUAAUGCAAUUAAUUUUAAAAUAUUUUUAAGUACGUACCGAACAAUUCAUAUGGACUUUUUACCGUAAAUGUACAGUUCGCAUGAAAAAUAUGUAGCCAUGGUCGAAGGGACAUCAGUAUAUUAAUUUUUUAAGUAUAAAUUGUGCACCUUUCUGUACAAUUUAUACUUAAAUAUGAAAAUAAACUGGUGUACUUAAUAUAGCGUUAGGCUGCAUAUUUUUCAUUGUGAAAAAAUCCCUUAUCCUUAUUUUAAGGACUUGCGUUGUGAGCUUACGAAUGCCUUCGGAUUAUUUUGACGGUAUACAAUGUCAAAUUAUAGUGUUAUGGAUAUAGUUUCCUGAUCCGGAGCUGCGGACUACCUAGCGGGUUUACCGGGGCUUCGGGUCGAAAAGCAGGAGAAGGAACGGGGUGGUUUUUAGUCAGUAAG
Molecule: messenger RNA, 3334 nt
Organism: Spodoptera frugiperda (fall armyworm)
Lineage: Eukaryota; Metazoa; Arthropoda; Insecta; Lepidoptera; Noctuidae
Gene: sotv
Product: exostosin-2-like
Exons: 7
Coding region: 158-2296 (712 amino acids)
Cellular component (GO): membrane
Molecular function (GO): glycosyltransferase activity
Source: RefSeq, a predicted model, not a curated record